GGGGCUGGUGCGGAGCGGCGUGGGCACUGGUCUCCAGCAGAGCACGGGGCGGCCCUUCCGCACGGCGCUGGGAUUCGGGGCCGCGGAGGCCGGAGCGCCGCUCCUGGUGGCCGCGGUCCUGAAACUUCCCCCUCCACCCUCCAUCCGCCUCGGGCCCACUGCCCCCGGCCCCUCCGGCGUCCCAGGCUCGCCGCCCCCUCCCCCAGUGCGAGCCGGGCCGGAAGGCGGCCGCCCCGUUUGACUCAGCCCGGGGCACGGGCGGCGCCGCCGGCGGGCUGGACAGCGAUUUCUGCGGCCCGCGCUGGCUGUGCGCGGUGGGGGAGCGAAGUUCGCAAACUUCCGGGCGCGGGGGCGGCGGCGGCCCGCGUGGGGCCCCUCGCAGCGACCGGGGGCCGACAGCCUCGGGAGGGCGCCGCGGAGCCCCGGUACAGGCCCGAUCGACGCCGGUAGCGAGCGUACAGUUAUGGCCACCCAGGUGAUGGGGCAGUCUUCUGGAGGAGGAAGUCUCUUCAACAGCAGUGGAAACAUGGGCAUGGCCUUACCCAACGACUUGUAUGACUUGCAUGAGCUCUCGAAAGCUGAACUGGCCGCCCCUCAGCUCAUCAUGUUAGCCAACGUGGCCUUGACCGGGGAAGUGAACGGCAGCUGCUGUGAUUACCUGGUUGGUGAGGAGAGACAGAUGGCCGAACUGAUGCCCGUCGGAGACAACAACUUUUCAGAUAGUGAAGGAGAAGGCCUUGAAGAGCCGACUGAACUAAAAGGUGACCCCAGUGGGCUGGAAAACAUGGAACUGAGAAGUUUGGAGCUAAGUGCGGUAGAACCCCAGCCCGUAUUUGAAGCAUCUGCCGCUCCAGAAAUAUACAGCGCAAAUAAAGACCCCCCUCCCGAACCGCCUGCAGCUGAGGACAAAUGCAAGAACUUGAAGGCCAAGCCCUUCCGCUGUAAGCCGUGCCAGUACGAAGCGGAGUCUGAAGAGCAGUUUGUACAUCACAUCAGGGUUCACAGUGCUAAGAAGUUUUUUGUGGAAGAAAGUGCAGAGAAACAGGCCAGAGCUAGGGAAAAUGGGUCUUCCCCGGCCGAAGAAGGCGAGUUCUCCAAGGGCCCCAUCCGCUGUGAUCGCUGCGGCUAUAAUACCAACCGGUAUGAUCACUACACGGCACACCUGAAGCACCAUCUGCGAGCUGGGGAGAACGAGCGUGUCUACAAGUGUAUCAUAUGCACGUACACGACAGUCAGUGAGUACCACUGGAGGAAACACCUGAGAAACCAUUUUCCUAGGAAAGUCUACACCUGUAGCAAGUGCAACUAUUUUUCAGACCGAAAAAAUAAUUAUGUUCAACACGUUCGAACUCAUACAGGAGAACGCCCUUAUAAAUGUGAACUUUGUCCUUACUCAAGUUCUCAGAAGACUCAUCUAACUCGACACAUGCGCACUCAUUCAGGUGAGAAGCCAUUUAAAUGUGAUCAGUGCAAUUAUGUGGCCUCUAAUCAGCACGAAGUGACCCGACAUGCAAGACAGGUUCACAACGGGCCUAAACCUCUUAAUUGCCCUCACUGUGACUACAAAACAGCAGAUAGAAGCAACUUCAAAAAGCAUGUCGAGCUGCACGUUAACCCACGGCAGUUCAACUGCCCGGUGUGUGACUACGCGGCUUCCAAGAAGUGUAAUCUACAGUAUCAUUUCAAAUCUAAGCAUCCCACCUGUCCGAGCAAAACAAUGGACGUCUCCAAAGUGAAGCUAAAGAAAACCAAAAAGAGGGAGGCUGACCUGCUUAGUAACGCUGCCAACAACGAGAAGACAGAGUCGGAGCAAACGAAAACAAAGGGGGAGGCAUCUGGGAAGAAAAACGAGAAACCCGUAAAAGUCGUGGGAAAAGAGGUUUCCAAAGAGAAGAAGCCUUGCGGCGGCGUCCCUGCGGCCCCGGCGACGCCCAGAACUCGCAAGGCGGCGGCCGAGACCAAGGCAGCCGAGGAGAAGAGCGCCGAUGGCCAAGCGGCAAGCAAUCCAGAAAAGCCCUGUAAAGCCAAGAAAAACAAAAGGAAGAUGGACGCUGAGGCCCACUCCCCGGGUGAGCCGGUGAACGAGGGACCAGUGGCAAAAAAGAAAAAGAAGACAGAGGGCAGAUCCAGAACCGGUCCCGACCUGCCGAAGGGCGGCGGCAGAGUGGAGGACAGGAAGGGGGACAGGGACCGGAAGCCCAGUGCCCCCGUCAAGAAAGCCGCAAAGAAGCCGCCUCUCAAGCCCAAGCCCAGUAAAAAAGGCGGCAAGGCUGCUCCGAAGGGGACCGCGCAGGGGGAGCCGCCCUCGCCCUCGCCCUCCCCGGGGCCUGCCCCCUCUCCGGCGGCCGGCGCCCUGUCAGGAUCUGCGUGCGCAGAGCUUCCCUGUCCCAUGGAAGUUGCUCCGACAGAGUCUGCCCAGCCGGGGCCUCCUCAGGAGGAGCAGCCUCUGCCCACGGAGCCGCCUGCUCCUGUGGCGCCGCCUCAGCUCCAUCCACCCACCUACACGGAGCCUUCCCCGGCCGCGGAGCCUGCUGAGACGGAACCUUCCGGGGCCAUGGAGGCUUCCCCGGAGGAACAGCCCCCCUGUAUGGAGGCUAUGGAGGCUGUGGAGGCUUCCCCGCCGGAGCCACCUCAGGUGGAGCCGCCUCCCAUGGAAGACGGUCCUGUGGAGCGGCCUUCUCCUGUGGAGCAUGCGCAGACUGAGGCUGCGCAGACAGCUCCCCCUCAGGUGGGGCCUGCCCCGGGGGCGCCCCCUGCCAUCCCGGAGCCGCCUCAAGUCAAGCCAACCAAAAGGUCGUCUCCGCGGAAAGACGGAGCAAAGGAGAGGCUGAGCAUGCUGAGCGAGAUGGCGCGGCAGGAGCGGGUCCUGAUGGAGGUCGGCUUGGUGCCUGUCCGAGAGAGCAGGCUCCUGAAGGAAAGCAAGCGCGCACAGGGCCUCCCAGCCCCGCCGCCAUCACCGCCAAAGGGGACCUCAAGACAAGAGACACCCAAGGACCAAGACAUGGUCUCUGACAGGGAAGGAGGUAAACUGUCUCCUCUCAAAGGAGCAGCGGGAGCCGGGGAGCGCCCGGCCGAGCCAGCUGCCCCCGAGGGGGCUGCCGGGAUUUCAUCCUCGGAACAAGACGCGAAGGUGCCCGAUGGUGAGACGGCACCCGAGGGCCACACUGGCGCCACUGAGGUGUGUGAAAUGGAAGUGGACGCCGAGCAGAAGGCAGACAGUGUCCCUGCCACAGACUCGGCCGUAGAGCCAGUGUCACCUCUCACCCCUGCGGCAGCAGAGCGGGAAGCAGCGACUCCAGCGGGAGUGGCCUCCCCUCCGGUCACCUUGGCUGAAAACGAGUCUCAGGAAAUUGAGGAAGACGAGGGCAUCCACAGCCAUGAUGGAAGUGACCUGAGCGACAACAUGUCCGAGGGCAGCGAUGACUCGGGACUGCACGGGGCUCGGCCGGCGCCCCAGGACGCUGCGCCGAAGAGUGGAAAGGCAGGGCUGGCUGCUAAGGUGACUGACGGAGAGUUCGUUUGUAUUUUCUGUGACCGUUCUUUUAGAAAGGAAAAAGAUUACAGCAAACACCUCAAUCGCCAUUUGGUGAAUGUCUACUUCCUUGAAGAAGCAGCUGAGGAGCAGGAGGAGCAGGAGUAGCUGAGCCUGGGGAGAAGCGCCGUGCGGACUUUGUGAGCAUGCCUCUAAUUUUAGUUUGACUGUAGAUAAACACAAGCUUGCUUUAAUAGUCUCCAGGGCUGAGUUUUCAGUAACAUUCUUGUUCUUAGGACUGUACAUCUAUUUAGUGAGUGUUUCAUAAAUAAAUCCUAGCAAAUCCUACGGAGUUCGUGUAAGAAAACAGAUCUGUAACUAGCUCACGAGUCAGGUGAAAGGAGAAGGGUAAGGUGGUGGGACACGCCGCGCCUUGGCCGCCUCCAACCUGUCAGGUUUUCUCUUCACUGUAAUUCCUAAUUCUUAGUUCUUUGUUUAGAUUGAUAAAAAUUGGCUUAGUAAAUUACUUGAAGAAUUUGCCUGCUUUAUAUAAAUAAAGUUAGCACUUUACGGUUUCUUUAGAGAUGAAAAAAAGAUUUAAAUUGGAGAGAAUUUCUCAACAUUGGACGUUGUAUCUGUCCAGGUAAUUGCUUCCUAACUUGCUAUCAAUAUUUUGUGUUAUAUGUUAAUCGUUAUAAAAAGUGAUUUUUGGUAUUUUUUAUUUUGGUGCUUUUCUGGCUUAAGAUGUUGCACAUGGUUCUUGUUUUUGUUUCUUUAACCUAUGCAGUUAAUCUCCCUUCCCCCCAGAAGCAGCAUUGUGUUAAAUAGUAACACUCUAGACAUAUAUAUGCAUGAUUUUUGUUUUUGUUUUUUCCUUAUUGGAGGGAUGCUUUUAGGGCUUGUUUGCAAAGGGCCAUUUUCAUUUUCUUUGCUGCAAUUGUCUUUUUUGCAGAACAAUAGUGUGUGCAAGUUUAUAAGCAAUGGAACAUGCAGGUUCAAUCCAUUGUUUGGGUUUUUGUUUUGUUUUCUUGUCUUUUUUAUUUUAAAUUUCACCUCUUAUCUAUGCCGGAAUUGGUUUCAUAUAAGUUAUUUUGAAUGGUGAGGAUAUGUGUAAUUCCACAGCUUUCCAGUCUGAUUUUUUUUUCCAGAUGCAUAUUGAACAAAAUUUGUCUCAAAAAUCAAUCACCAGAGUUAUUUUGCUGUUUCUAGCUUAUUAGAGAGUGAUCAUCCUCUAAGGAGUUUUUUCAGUAGAUGGUUGAUGUUGGGAUGGCUGCUACUCUACUGAAUAGAGAAUUCCAGGUGAUAUUUGGAAGCAGCAAACCUGCCACGAGACGUGAUUAUCCUUCAGACUGUAGACUAUCAGUUGUGAGAAAGCCAUUGUGGUCACAUGACUAGUCUAGUUGAAAGUGCUGAGUUCCAGCAAGCAGCUGCUGCUUCUUCCAGUGAGUGCUGAAAAGGCUGAUGAUAACUAAGUACAGGCCAGAUUUUAAGUAUCAUUUUCUCAGGGAUCUCCACAAACUAGUGGGUGUCCUCGCUGUCCCUGUGAGACAGCCUCUGUACAGGAGAGGCCUUAAGUGAAUUGUAGCUGUCCUGAUGUUCUCCAAGGGACACUGUAUGAGAACUCUAGAACAGGUUCUCUGUGUUCUCCAGAGUAUGAAAAAACCCAACGUGUACUUUUCUUACUGGUAGUAGUAAAUUAAGUGAUCCCAAUAGGGAUUUGUGACAUUUUGAUGGAAUAACUUCUGUGUAUUUCAUUUAUUUUACCUGGCGAUCUCUGAGCAGGCUUCAGAUUUUGACAGUUCAUGAAAGAUAUGACAAGCAUUAAUGUGUGGGUGAAAAGCUUGGUGAAAUUCUGAGUGAAGUUUUAUUUUUAGUUGGUUAAACUUGGAAUUGACUGGGAGGCCAAAGAUUUAAAAAGCAGAAGAUUUUCUCAAGACACAAGUUGUGUGAUAAUGGUGUGUGUUUUGUGUGUGUGCAUGAGACUUUGUAAAUGUUGAAUUCUAGGCUCCGACAAUCAUUGUAGUGCAGAUCAGACUGCAAGUAUUUAUGUUUAAAAUUUAAAUUAUAAAGCUAGUUAAGUCUUUCUAACAACUAGUUUUAAUGUUCAUGAGCAGACUUUGCCUACAUUACCUUUUCAAGAUGUUGAACAAGAUGCUUCCUCAAGCACAGGUUGGAGGCUGGGAGCUGGCUGGUUCUUAGGAAGAGGUCUUUGUGGAUUCUUUGUUACAAAGGAAAACAAUGCCUUCUGGGAAUUGACUAAGUUUUAAAAUCCAGUCUUUAAGAUUAGAAGUAAAAGAGAAAAAACAAAAAUACAAGGGAAAUUAAAACCUUAUUAAGUUAGUCUUUAAAAGCAUUGUUACCUGAAAUUGAGUGGGACUGUUGAGGGCUUUCUUCCAGAAAACAAGGACUUGGUCCUCAGGCCUAUAUUAGGCCUGACCCUUGGUGCCAUGUAUUUGUACUUAAAAUCAUUUCAGUUGAAAGUAUCUUAGUGAUUGAAACUUCUAGUACAGUUGGGAGUUCUUCCAUUUGAAAACUGUGAUACUUGCAUGGGAUUGUUUGAAUCUUGUUUUCUAGUCUCUCCCCUUCCCUAUCACUACCCUCAUAGUCUGAAGGUAGAUUUUUAUCUUGAUAAAGGAACACAAAAAUGAACAUCUUACUUGUAAAUUGAUAUCUAGUAACUAGUGAUAAACUUGAAAUGGUAGAAUUCUUUACAGCCUAAUCCUAGGUAGCCUUAGAGAAAUGUAUCUUAAUUAUUUUUGAACCCGUAUUCACCUUGUCUUUUCAAAAUAUCUUAAGUUAUAUUUUCUUUUUCAGAGCUGCUUUUUAUUUUGGGGUUACUUUUUUUUUUUUAAUUGAGGCGUAAAUCAUAAAAGGCUACAUUGCUUUGAUGAAACUUUUUACAACUUCAUCAGGUUGUCUUUCUCUAGUCUUCCAAGAAGGGUCAUUUUGCUUUUUUAGAUUUACUUUUAAAGUCCUCACAUGGUCUACUUCAAGUGUAAAGUAAUGCAGAGUCAAACCCAAGCUCACCUCUUGAGUUUCACUCUGAAUGUGGAACUCUGAAUGUGGAAACGGAAGGAACUUGCUUGUUACUUGUAAACUGAAAUGCUGAAGAAACUCUUGUUUUCUUUGCAGAAAAUCAAAGGUGUUUCUAGGGUUUCCUGGUUGACUGAGCACAUGAGGUGAGCUUGAUAGUCUUAGCUCAGAAUGAUCUGAUUGUGUAGAUUUACAGUCUGUACUGCUGGCUGCGUGUGAGAGCUUCUACAGUUCUGUGUAUGUCCCAUAGGCUCCAGGCUUCAUUAGUUACUGAACUCUUAAAACUGGUAUUUUGACAUUGCAACAAUGUUUUGCGCCAAUUUUAUAAACCUUUACAGUGCAAUAUGUGUUACUUUUCUGAGGCAAACCAAAGGUAUAUUUCUCAAGGUCCUGCUGCCUUCAGCAGCAUUUGAUGGAGGAUUUUUUUAUACAUUUGUAAUAGAUAGAGAUGAAACAGAUUGCAGUUUGUUUUUUGUUAUUUUUUUUUUUUUAAUUGUAAACCAUGUACCAAGUUUCUGGUCAAGAUUGUGUAGGAUAAGUUAAACAAUUGCAUUCUAUUAACCAAGAUGAGUGUAUUUCUUAUGCAUAUAGUUACAUUGAAAUAAAGUUUUCAAAACUAUCA
Messenger RNA from Apodemus sylvaticus (European woodmouse), 7127 nucleotides. It is a transcript of the gene Rest, whose product is annotated as RE1 silencing transcription factor. The transcript is spliced from 4 exons. The record is from RefSeq and is a predicted model, not a curated record. Gene Ontology annotation, biological process: regulation of gene expression. NCBI's taxonomy places the organism in Eukaryota, Metazoa, Chordata, Mammalia, Rodentia, Muridae. Gene Ontology annotation, cellular component: nucleus. Bases 464 to 3640 code for a protein of 1058 amino acids.